Messenger RNA from Gadus morhua (Atlantic cod), 2441 nucleotides. It is a transcript of the gene ugcg, whose product is annotated as UDP-glucose ceramide glucosyltransferase. Gene Ontology annotation, cellular component: membrane. Bases 175 to 1359 code for a protein of 394 amino acids. Gene Ontology annotation, molecular function: ceramide glucosyltransferase activity. The record is from RefSeq and is a predicted model, not a curated record. The transcript has 10 exons. Gene Ontology annotation, biological process: glucosylceramide biosynthetic process. NCBI's taxonomy places the organism in Eukaryota, Metazoa, Chordata, Actinopteri, Gadiformes, Gadidae.
AGUAGACCGGAAGUCUCGUGAUGGUCGCACCCAGCAGUCAGCUGAUCGACGGAGUAGACAUCCGGACCGCAGCUUCUUCCACACCGACCGUGGACUUCUUUACCUGCUCGACGUCUCGUUUUCCCGUACACACCUCGCCCCUAGAGCCGCCUCCUCCCGGGGGAUAAGCCGGCCAUGGCCCUCAUGGACCUGGCCAUGCAGGGGCUGUCCGUGUUCGGCCUCGGCCUGUUCUGCGUACUGUGGCUCAUGCACCUCAUCUCCAUCAUCUACGUACGGCUCCAUCUCCACCAGCGCCACCCAGAGCAGAAGCAGCCGUACUGCAAGCUGCCCGCUGUCUCACUGCUCAAACCCCUGAAGGGAGUCGACCCCAACCUCAUUAGUAACCUGGAAACCUUCUUCACCCUGGACUACCCCAAGUAUGAGAUCCUACUCUGUGUCCAGGAUAACGAUGACCCUGCUGUUGAUGUUUGCAAAAAGCUUCUGGGAAAGUACCCUGCGGUGGACGCCCGUCUCUUCAUAGGGGGUAAGAAAGUGGGCAUCAACCCCAAGAUCAACAACCUGAUGCCUGCCUAUGAGGGUGCCAAGUACGGCCUGGUUUGGAUAUGUGACAGCGGCAUCAAAGUUAAAGCAGACACCCUGACGGACCUGGCCAAUCAGAUGACAGAGAAGGUGGGGUUGGUCCACGGCCUGCCGUACGUCGCUGACAGACAGGGAUUUGCCGCUACGCUGGAGCAGGUGUACUUUGGGACGUCCCAUCCUCGCUCCUACCUGUCUGCUAAUGUGAUGGGCAUCAAGUGUGUGACUGGGAUGUCCUGUCUAAUGAGGAGGGAUGUGCUGGACCAGGCUGGGGGCCUUGGGGCCUUUGCUCAGUACAUCGCUGAGGAUUACUUUAUGGCUAAAGCAAUUGCCGACAGAGGCUGGAGGUUUGCCAUGGCAACUCAGGUGGCGAUGCAGAACUCGGGCUCCUACUCCAUUGGUCAAUUCCAGUCACGAAUGAUCAGAUGGGCUAAGCUUCGUAUCAACAUGCUACCGGGUACGGUUGUGGAGCCCAUCUCGGAGUGCUUCGUGGCUAGCCUCCUCAUCGGCUGGGCGGCGCACCACCUCUUCAGGUGUGACAUCAUGGUGUUCUUCUUCUGUCAUUGCCUCGCCUGGUUCAUCGCAGACUAUAUCCAACUACGAGGAGUCCAGGGCGGGGCGUUGAGCUACUCUAAGCUGGACUACUCGUUGGCCUGGUUGAUCAGAGAGUCUUUGUCGCUACACAUCUUCCUGUCGGCGUUGUUGGACCCCACGGUCAGCUGGAGGUCCAGCCGCUACCGCCUGCGCUGUGGUGGCACCGCCGACGAGAUCAUCGACGUGUAGCAAACCGUUGCCCUUGGACAACACCAAGACGAAUAUGUUUAUUAUAUAUCGAGGACUUGUUCUCAAAGGUUUUUUUUUUUUUUUUUAAACACACAAACCAGGAAGUAAGAAAAUGUGAUUUUAGUUUAAGUUUUAUAUUGGUGUGUGUGUGUGUGUGUGUGUGUGUGUGUGUGUGUGUGUGUGUGUGUGUGUGUGUGUGUGUGUGUGUGUGUGUGUGUGUGUGUGUGUGUGUGUGUGUGUGUGUGUUGUACAAAUUUGUAUUAUUAAUAUUUAUGUUUUAUUGGUGCUCUUAGAAACUUGGAAAAGACUCAGAAUCCGUUCAAAUCUUUCACAAAUGAAAACAAUUUGAACUGUUUAUUUUUACAUACAUUUAUAAACAGUUUGGUGUACAACUUUUACAUGUGACAAGAUUGAAGGUAAUAACAAAAUUGCAAUUUUCUUUUUUUUCUUAAAAUUGGUUUUGAUGAAGUCAUUAGGAAUUAGGAUAAAUGUAUCAUUCCAAAUAACACUGCUCAAAAAUGAAAUAAAAUCAGCCAAUUUUAGAUUUUGUUGUUGAAAUAUUUUACUUAGAUUUCUGACAUCCAAAUUGGAGCUGGUUAGAACUUCUAAAUGAAAUGUAUUUAUUUAUUUAAACAUUUCCAUUUUUUUUAUUGCUUAAAAAAAUAAUUGAUUAAGAGAUGUGCGUAAAAUAGGAAAUAAUUUUAAUUAAUGAGUUUUGAAUAGGUUGAAUUCUUUGUACAAAUUAGAUUCUAAGAAUGUUUUUUUUUAUUGUAACAUUUUGAUUUUGGCUUAGUAGUUACUAUGAUUAAAAGAAAACGUAGGAAAUCCAAAAUUUUUACAUUUGAACUAGUUGGAUGUAUUCCUUAUUUUUUUCUUUUCUUAUGGUGGGAUUCUUAUAAUUCAAACAUAUGUUGAAAAAUAUAUUUAAAAAAUUGUUUUUCUGAAAAAAUGCAGGAUUGUUUUUGUAGUAUUUUUGUUCUAUUGUUUUCCAAGAAACAUUUCCUCUGCCUGUGUUUCUACAGAUGUGUUGUUGAAACUGAUGGGGCUGAAUAAAAAAAGCAAAGAUAAAACCCAUCAUAAAA